AAUAGGACCACCACUGAAAAGGCCAACCUGGGACUGCAGCUCUUCCCAGAGAGAAAAAAAAUCACCACAAGGGGAGCACCCUGUAUAUUGCUCCUGGAUGUGCCCGCAAAAGUCUCUGCUGUCCAAGGUACUGAAACCAGAAAAAAGCAUGAUCUUGUGAACAUGGGAAAAGAAGUCCAGCUGAAGCCCAAGGUGAACGUCUCUUCCUACAUCCACUUUUUGUUGAAUUACAGAAACAAAUUCAAGGAACAGCAGCCAAAUAUCUACCUUGGUUUUAAAGAGUUCUCUAAAAAGUGUUCAGAAAAAUGGAGAUCCAUCUCAAAGCAUGAAAAGGCCAAAUAUGAAGCCCUGGCCAAGCUCGACAAAGCCCGCUAUCAGGAAGAAAUGUUGCACUUCGUUGGCAAGAAGAAAAAACGUAGAAAACGGGACCCCCUGGCCCCCAGACGACCUCCAUCAUCCUUCCUGCUCUUCUGCCAAGAUCACUAUUCCCAGCUCAUGAGGGAGAACCCCACCUGGUCAGUGGUGCAGGUAGCAAAGGCCAGUGGGAAGAUGUGGUCUACAGCAACAGAGAUGGGAAAGCAGCCAUAUGAACAGAAAGCAGCUCUCUUGAGAGUGAAGUACUUUGAGGAGCUUGAAGUCUAUCGGAAGCAAAACCGUGGCAUGAAGAAAAUCCUGGCUAAGAACCAGCAGAAAGGCAAACCUGAGUUGGGAAAAACGGAUACAUCCAGUCCAAAAAAAUAAAGUGCCAUUGAACUCUA
Ictidomys tridecemlineatus (thirteen-lined ground squirrel) is the source of this 758-nucleotide messenger RNA. RefSeq names its product high mobility group box 4 (gene Hmgb4). Gene Ontology annotation, biological process: regulation of transcription by RNA polymerase II. NCBI's taxonomy places the organism in Eukaryota, Metazoa, Chordata, Mammalia, Rodentia, Sciuridae. The record is from RefSeq and is a predicted model, not a curated record.